Molecule: messenger RNA, 515 nt
Organism: Cylicostephanus goldi
Lineage: Eukaryota; Metazoa; Nematoda; Chromadorea; Rhabditida; Strongylidae
Source: the annotation of a GenBank genome assembly
AUGUUCUAUUUUCCAAAACUCUUACUUGCUUUAUCUAAUCUCCUGGCACUCAUCAAAGCCUAUACCGAACACGAAGAAGUCCCAAAAUUUGUGAAAACUGUGGAGUUCGUCCUUGAGCAUAUUUUUGGCCCUCCUACAGAUCCAUACUCAUUUGGUGCUGUUACAAAGAAUGUUACAGAGAUGGUCAACAGGUACUCGUCGUGCUUUCUGUUGGAUCGCUUUGUAAUUGUGGCGAAUGAGUCUGUAAUGGAAGAUGCAGCCGUAUGUUUGACAGAUUAUCAACAGUAUUUUACUGGCAUUGUCAUUGUCAAUAUGACUGACAAUGCAACCGAGUUCGAGCCGCUGACAACCUACAAAAUACGUCAUCUAUUUAGUUUUGUUGAUAGUACCUCUUACUACACAGACAGUCCACGACGGGUGUUUGAUCGAAAUGCUCCUUUCAAUGAUCUCAAAUACCUCACUUAUGGGUUCUCCUUCCUGCAAGGUAAGUAUUCACCGCUUUGGACGUGCUGAAU